Molecule: messenger RNA, 6830 nt
Organism: Labrus mixtus (cuckoo wrasse)
Lineage: Eukaryota; Metazoa; Chordata; Actinopteri; Labriformes; Labridae
Product: tensin-2-like
Exons: 27
Coding region: 1075-5631 (1518 amino acids)
Biological process (GO): peptidyl-tyrosine dephosphorylation
Molecular function (GO): protein binding; protein tyrosine phosphatase activity
Source: RefSeq, a predicted model, not a curated record
AUUUUUCAGGGAGCUGUUAAAAUUCUGUUCAUACACUGCAAAGUUUGAUCAUGCAGUAUGUUAAGCAUGAGCCUUUAAAGUUUGAUGAUAAUCGGUGCAAAUGAAUAAAAGAAAGAUAAACAUUACUGACCUGUACUGUCAUCAGGUACUAGUUGUUUUCUGUUUGACAUUUGACGAAGCUGAACUUUGCUUAAUAUUUAUGCAUGCUUACCAAAUACUAGUCAUGGAAAAUCAACCAAAGGAAUCAUGACAUUUUAGAUGAUGCCUGGAAACAUUCCUCCUCUAUAUUUUGUCGACACGAGUGUUAGUAGAGCAGCAGCAUCUCGUGCUGCACAUGCAUGCAUACCCAGACAUAAACAUGUUCACAGGUCCUGUUAAGAGCUGCAUCAGAUGUUUGAGUUGCAUGCACAUUGGGUCUGUUUGUAAGUCGAAGCUAAAAGUCAAAAGUGUGUGACUGUGAUGGCCCAUUCAUUUGUCAUUCCUGCUGCGUGCAAGGAAACGGUAAUAUAAGAUGCCAAGAGUAGAGGAUGAUCCACUUGAUCGCUGUUAAUCAUGUCCCUCAGGGAUCAAGGUUCAAGAGGAAGUGGUAUAAGUUACUGUCCAGUUCCGGCCCGCCGUCCGCCUGUCUGCUGCCUCUAUUUAGGAACAUGUAUGGAUUUAGGAGCAUGCCACAUUGCUCCACAUGUAAAGCCACCCUGGGACUUUUAUAGAGACUGAAAUAAGAAGUGUGUGUUGUUUUAGCACCAAAGGCCACAGGUUCUUGUCAAAGUAAAUCACAAUCUGGCAUGCUGUGCGUCAGAGGGAAUAAGAAAAAGAAAACUUUUUUUUUUUUGUUUCAAAUUGAAAUUUGCUGUGAGGUGCUGCACAGUGGACGUUCAGAUCCUGCUGGAAGGAGAACGUUACUCUGAUCACAUGUGGCUUCAAAUCCCCUAAAGCCCUGAUUGUGUGUCUGUCUGAUUUCUUUUUUGUUUUUGUGAGAGUGUGUGCUUUUGUGUGUGUGUGUGCCUUACCAGGCCAAAUUAUGAUAACAUAGUCCCAGCUGAAUGGGUGGACUCUACACUGGAGGGGAAUGCAAUGUGUCAUACAUGCAAGCAAACCAUGGAGUCCUUAAAUUGUCUCGUACUGGCCAAAGGGGGAGCUGGGAGCCACGCCUUCACAGAGAAGAGCUUCAAGAGGAAACGAGUGUGUGAUGUGUGCAACCAGAACAUCGAUAACCCGGGGGCGCUCUGCAAAGAAUGCAAGGUUGCAGUCCACAAGACAUGUGAAGCCAAGGCAACUCUCACCUGUACCUCAACCCCAGACCUGCACGGCUCCACCAAAUCCACACCACAGAAGAAGAGAGGCUCCCUUCCAAGGAGUAAAAGUGUGGAAAAGGUGAUGGAGCAUGUGAUGGAGCGUCACUAUGACUUUGACCUCACCUACAUCACAGAGAGGAUCAUCUCCGUCUUUUUCCUGCCGGACCUGGAGGAGCAGCGGUAUCGAACAAACCUUCAGGAAGUGGCCUCAAUGUUGAAGUCCAAACACCAAGACAAGUUCUUACUACUGAAUCUAUCAGAGAAGAGACACGACAUCACCAGACUCAACCCAAAGGUGCAGGACUUUGGCUGGCCAGAUGUUCACGCUCCACCCCUGGAGCAGAUCUGUGCUAUUUGUAAAGCCAUGGAGACCUGGCUGACCUCUGACCCUCUCAAUGUGGUGGUUCUCCACUGUAAGGGUCACAAAGGGAAGACGGGGGUCAUCGUGGCUGCCUACAUGCACUACAGCAAGAUAUCAGCUGGAGCGGAGCAGGCUCUCACCACUUUAGCGAUGAGAAAGUUCUGUGAAGACAAAGUGUCCUCUUCCCUACAGCCCUCUCAGAACAGGUACAUUUACUACUUUGGAGGUUUACUGUCGGGUACCAUUAAAAUGAACAGCAGCCCCCUGUUCCUCCAUCAGAUCCUCAUCCCAUCAAUGCCCAACUUCCAGACAGGAGGAGGAUUUUACCCCUUCCUAAAAAUAUACCAGUCUUUACAGCUGGUGUACACCUCAGGCGUCUAUGAUCCCCAAAGCUCGAGGGCCCGGAAACUGUGUGUGACUAUGGAGCCAGCACUUUUAUUAAAGGGGGACAUUAUGGUGAAGUGUUAUCAUCGGCGGAGUCGCUCAGCAGAAAGGGAGGUUGUGUUUAGAGUCCAAUAUCACACCUGCACUGUUCAUGGAGCUCAGCUGUGGUUUGGCAAGACUGAACUGGACAUGGCAUGCACAGAUGACAGGUUCCCUCCUGAUGCUACAGUUGAGUUUAUCUUCUCCAAUGGGCCAGAAAAAAUGAAAGGUCGAGAAUACCGCAAAAACGAUGCGUCUAUUAAAGUGGACUACAACACAUCGGACCCUGUGGUCAGGUGGGAUUCUUAUGAGAACUUCAACCUUCAUCAUCAAGACAGCAUGGAAAAUAUCUGUCAUACAAGAGGCCCUCUGGACGGCAGCCUGUACGCCCAGGUGAGGAAGCGUCGAGGGCCGGGUUCGACUGCCUCCGCGGCAUCAACAAAUGGAUGCCUCACAAGCAGCCCAACAGUCAAGCCCCACCCUCCGAGCCCGCCGCAGGCUCUCAUCUACAUCCCCGACUCCAAACGCUCCUCGGUCCCCUGUGGUCACUUGAAAGACGCCACAAACCACCCAGAAAGAGACCCUACAUCUCCAUCUGGGAAAGGAGAAUGGGAAGAUGGAGCAAAGGAAAUAACAAGAGGGAAAGAGAGGGAUAGAGAGACCGCUAUUUUAGACGAUGGAGACCCGUCAAGUCCUGGGGGCGUGAGGAGAGAGCGCUUCUGCUGCGGUCGAGCGGGUACAAAGUGUGGCGAAGUUGGAUGGGAGAGAGAACGAGAACCCUGCAUCUCUAACAGUCGUUGCCUCGGCCGGUGCAACAGCACUAAAAACAACCCAAAAAGCCAAACACUGCCGGCCUUACCGUCCAAAUCCAUGUCCCCGCCUCCUCAUGCAACUCAUAUGGAACUCUGCCAUCGACAUAGUUCUCAUCCUUUACCAGAGUUACCAUGGGAGCGUCCACCCCCACCCCCACCCCCACCCCCGCCUUGUUUCCACAGGCCUUGCUACCCGUACUCCACCCCCGAACACGCCCACCAGCACAGCCACACCCUCCCAGCCGCAAACAGACUCUGUACUGGGGAAGAGUGCCAUCUCUUCCAUUACCCCGGCCACACUCCGGCCUCUCACCUCUCCCAUCAAUCACUGCCCUCCAGCCCCUACAGGGAAAUCUUCUUUGGCUCUCCGGCGCCAUCCUCUGGUUGUUCCUGUCGUGACUGCUCCAGCAGGAGAGAGCACCAGUCCGCCUCAGUGAGGACAAUCGGUCCGCUGAACCCGGACCAGUUGGAAAACCCUCACUGGUCCAAAGGAGCGGGGCGAGCCAGAGAGCCGCCUCCGCUGUGGGAAAGAGAGAACCCUUGGGAGGUGGCAAGGGAGGCAGAAAUCUGGCAGUGUAAAUCAGCCAUGCCGGCAUUUCACGUCUACCAGCCCCCUUUGGGUCAAGGUCAGAACCCAGAGUACCCUAGAUAUGCCAUGGCACUCCACCAGGGCUACCCAAGCCCCCAGUCUUUAAUGGAUGUGCGGGAUGGAGCCAGUAGUGGGUACCACACCCCUCCACAGCCUCGCCAUUCUUGCCCCUGCUCUUCUAAUCAGUCCUCUCCGGCAGAGAGCCACGAGAGCCGGGGCUACGCCUCAGGGUAUCACUCUGGAUCAGCCUCACCCCUGCCUGCUAGCAGCCCCUCACCAGGGAGAGGAAGACUGCCUGAGAACCCCUGUGGAUCUAAAGACCAGCAGCAGACUGAGCAUAAUAAAGUGGAACAAGCCAAGGCUGACAUGAAAGACAACAUAUCCGAGGGUUCAGAAGGUAAAUCAGACUCCAAUGGCCAGUCGAGCAACGCUGGAGUGGACUCUGAUAAUGACUACACGAUCAUUGGUAGCAGCAGUCCAACACACACAGAAGACAGUAUACCUGCUGAUAGCCCUCCUCAAAGCCAAGAAACCUCCACACAACUGGAGCCCAACUCAAACGACAGCCAAUCUGUGUCGCCAUCACCAAGAGAAACGCAAAGCCAAAGUUCCAACAUAUCCAUAAGCUCCACACAAACAUCAAGUGAGCAAAGGUUUGGCCCUGAUGCUGUGCUAAGAGAAGCCAACAUCCAAGGAAGUUCAGGAGGAACCAAGCAAUUGCAGUCUUCAAGCUAUGCCACUGUUUUCAUCACCCCGGUCCAAGUGCAACUCAACGGCUCUAACCUUCCCACUGAUGCUCCAUCCGAUAGCAGCAGAGGUGUCGCCAUGAACCUUUCUGCCAACUCGAGCCCUUCCACCACCUGUCCAAAUUCUCCUAUUGCCUCCCCUGACCUCCAGUCGUCACCUCGGGGCUCCACAUCAGCUUCAGAGGCAGCAGGACAAAGACUGACUCCGGACAGAGAUGGCUUAUCAGACAACAAACCACCAUCACCCGUGCCUGAUGGAUAUAACACACCGACUUUCCCCUUAGCAUCCUAUUACUACCCAUUACUCAACGUCCCGCAUGUACCCUACACUGGGUACACCGCCAUCACCAUCCCCGCCAUGCAGCCCCCGCUCCCUGAGAAGAAACGGCUUUCAAACACAGCAGGAUCCCAGAAUGGACACAGCUCUUUACUCAGGGUCUCCUCUGCUCCUUCCCCUACACACCAUGUUAGUUUCUCCCCCGCAGUGGGGGAGCAGAGACGGGGGUCCGCACAAUACAGCUGUAGGGAUGACUCGGACAACAGGGUCAAUGCUAAGUUUGUCCAGGACAGCUCGAAGCACUGGUACAAGCCGGACAUUUCCAGAGACCAAGCAAUAGCUGUUUUGAAGGAUAAAGAACCAGGAACUUUUCUCAUCAGAGACAGCAACUCCUUCCAGGGGGCCUAUGGCCUUGCCCUCAAAGUAGCCACCCCACCUCCUAAUGCCAACAUCAUUGGCAUCAAAGGGGAUCCUCUUGAACAGCUGGUGAGACACUUCCUCAUCGAGACAGGGCAGCGGGGAGUGAAGAUCAAGGGCUGUCAGAACGAGUCCUACUUUGGAAGUUUAUCUGCCCUAGUGUACCAGCAUUCAAUUACUCCCAUCUCUCUGCCAUGUGCCCUUCGCAUCCCAGAAAAAGACCUAGUGGGCGAGCUUCAGGAGGUGCAGAGUGUGACAAACACCAGCACAGCAGCUGACCUCCUCAAACAAGGAGCAGCGUGCAACGUGCUGUACCUGAACUCUGUGGAGACCGAGUCACUGACGGGCCCUGAGGCCAUUUCUAAGGCAACCAAGUGUACUUUGUCUCUGAGUCCACGUCCAGUGCCGACAGUAGUCCACUUCAAGGUGUCGGCUCAGGGAAUCACUCUGACAGACAGCAAGAGAAGGGUAUUUUUCAGGAGACACUAUCCAAUCAGCAGUGUGACUUUCAGCAGCCUUGAUCCGCAAGACAAGAGGUGGACUAAUUCUGAUAGCACUUCAAGCAAGAUGUUUGGUUUUGUGGCAAGGCGGACAGGCAGUGCUACAGAGAACGUUUGCCACCUGUUUGCAGAGAUGGACCCCGAGCAGCCAGCUGUAGCCAUUGUCAACUUUAUCAACAAAGUCAUGCUGGGACCACAGCUACACAGAUGAGAGAGCACAAACUCUGUGUUAAAGGGGGAUCUGGGGGAGAUAUUAAUGUGAUUGUGACAUAUUUUUGAUGAAGUGUGUGUCUGUGUGUGUGUAUUUGUACAGGUGCACCAUUGUGCUUGGCUGUAUGACUGUUUGAUGACAGAUUCACUCUGAUGAGUAUACAGUUUACAGAGUGAACAGUUGAAGAGGAAGCGCUCAAUAAGCCAAAAAAAACUGACCUCAUUUUGGCUACUUUUUGUUCCAAAUGAGAUGGAAAUAACAUUUUGAGGGAGUUGGCUGUUUUGAUUUUUUUGUAUUGUUUUUCCUUUUUUAAACAUUUCAAAUAAUGUGCAACAGACUUCACAUGCUGCAAGAGUGACAAUCCAUUUAUAUUAAACUUAGAAAAUUCUACAUCAAAAUAUGAAGCAAACAGAAAGAGUUCAGAUGGUCAUCAACAAUGCAGAAUGUCAGAGUCAUACAUGAAGGUGUGUUUAGCUGAUUUUUUCUAAUGCAAUGUGCCAAAGGGUAAUGGAAGUUAUGCUACAUUAAAACUAGUAUUAUCAUGUUUUUGUAACAAUCAAUAUUUUCUUCACAAAUAAAUUAUCAAAACAAUAUUUUCUAUCUAUUAGAAACGACUACACCUACAUAUACAAUUUUGUAAAACAGGUAGGUAUUAUAUGGUUUCACAAAAUGUUGUGUAAUGUAGCUUAUAACUGCAUUUUAAUAUAUAAGAGGUACGCCUUAAUGCAGAACAAAUAAUCAAAUGUAAAUAUUGUGGAUAAAAAAGUAUUAUCUUAAAGUUUUCUAAAGCUAUAAAUCAUAAAACGCCUUACUUUGUGAAGUUAAAAAUGGCAUCAAAGAACAUUCUCAAAUGAAUAUCAGUGUUGGCAUCGCAACUAUAUAAAAAAGGUUUUGAAAAGUCUCCAUAUUCCAGAUAUAUAAAUAACAUGUUAGGGAUUUAUCUUUAAGAGGGAGUUUGCCUUCAAGCCAAAGACUUGAUAUUAUUUUUUUUUCUAUUACAUUUAGAUUUUUUUGGUAUAUGCGUGUUUUUCUAUAAAUUUAUACAGUAUUUAGAUGGUUUAAGCACAAUCAUUAUUUUUCAUAAUGAAUUUCUAUGUAAAUGAAGUAAUAUAUUUGAGUCCUGAGAUGGUGCAAAACAUGUCAAAUAAUGUGUUAUAUUUGACAGAAAAUUGAAGCAAUAAAAUCAAAAUGACUUACAA